GUCUCCAAAUCCAUCGAUCUUCACACCUGUAUCCAGGGUGUUACGUGGCCACGUUCCUAUAUUGUCGGAAGCCCAUGUCCUAUCAGAUCAUCUAGCUGAGGACAUCUCUCGCUUUUAUCUUACUGCAACGCCAGCACCGCCGCAUUCUAGACAACAGCCUCUUGACCUUCAGGGGGUCAAUUCUCAGGAUCGCUGCCCGCUAGUGUCGGGUUGACCCAUGUACCACCAAACUCAUCAACAUCAGCACAGGGCCUUCCGGGGCACGCAUCUUGGGAGAGAUGUGUUGUCACGACGGCCGGACAUUGUGCCUCGCGAUCGUCUUCGCUUCCUUGCUGCUUCUCCCGCACCAACUUUGCUAAGAAGAGACCCUGCACCGUCUGUCGCUACUACCACUGCGACCUCAACUUGUGGUGGUAACAGCUGUGAAAAAAGCACGAGCACAAUGAUGACCACAACCUUGCCGGUUGUCCUCGGUGUAGUGAUCCCCGUCGUGUGUGCUAUCGCGGUCCUGCUUUACUUCCACCGCAAGAACGUGAAAAAGCUUCGAAACGAGGAUGCCAACGACAAGCAUAAAUCUCUCGAUUUCGGCUUAGACCUGACACCCACCGGGACGAAACCCAUGCAACAAGCCGAGAAGACUAAUGGUGCCCAUGCCAAGGGAGUGUCCCUAGACAUAGGGCCAAGUCCAUACCUCCUCCCGCCUGGACUACACAAUUCGCGAGAAUCUUUGCAGUCUUUAUCAAGAUCUAUGAUCGGCGAUGACGACAAGUAUCGACACGCAACCUCAUUUCUUGGGGACAAUGCAUCCUUGAGAUCCCAUUCCCGGGGUCCUCAGGACGAUGCGUCCAGUCUUGCCGGAUCAACUCGACGGGGACCCCUAGGCGACGAUAUGAACCAAGGACUGCUUCGCAAUGCUCAACGAAUGUCUCGCUCAUCCCCGCCGCUCUACGAUCAUCCUGAAAGCGACCGUAACGCCGAAAAUCCGUCAAGUCCAAUUCAGAAUCCACAAGCCCAAUUCCAUGUAGAUCUCUCAAAAGGUCCAGAUUCUGUUCAUGUGUCAGGUGUCGCUGUUGAACAACCGGCCUCCAGUAGUGGUCAUGUCAAACCCAGUCCAUCGAUUGGCAGCUCGAAGAAUAACCCUCCUUCGCUGACCUUGUCCUCCGCGCCUUUGGAGCAGUCACAAGAUCCGGAAUUGUUUCUGCCUAGCAGUAGUGUUGCCCAGCAAGAAGGGUCGAUCUCUGCUCAGGAUGCGCCUGCCCCGCUGCGCGCUUCAAUUCCCAUCAUAACAACUCCGCACGUUGCGCAGAUUACAUCGACUCCUACUCCUCGGAUAUCACUCCCAGUGAGCGAUGCGGCUAGUGAUUACGGAGACGCAGAGUCCAGUCAUGCGAUCCCGUCAGUCGAUGUGCAUGGCGUGGCAGGAUAUGGUACUCACAGCAACCCCGAGGGUGUGCCUUAUCCUUUCCAGGGUCAUGACGCGUCGGAUCGAGUCCAGAAUGCUAGUCUUGACCACCGCCGUGACACGCGCCGGCUGACUUUCGGUCUUCGACCUUUGCCGCCAGAGGACCCUUCUGAUAACCCUGAACAGCGUGCCAAUCGUAUUCGGUCAUUCUACAAGGAGUACUUCGACGAAAGUCGUACUGGACGCGACACUUACUACGGAGGAGCUGGCCCUGAAGCCUUUGCUGAGGGCGGGUAUGUUUAUGAUCCUUCCACCGGAGAGCAUUUCAGUCCUGUCCCUGCACCAUUCGCGGAGCCAGUCACCCGCCGUGCCAUGACACCGCCACCCCGUGCACCUCCGCGCUUUCAAGGUGCCGCUCGUCACAUGGCCACUGGCUCAGACGGUGGCUUCGGUGAUAGAUUCAACUCUCCUGGCCUGCGUGCAUUUUCAUCCGCCUCUGGCCGCUUACCAGGUCCGCCCAAGCCCCGAAAGCCGGCGCCGCCACCAUCGCCACUUCAGAUCCUCCCCACGCCCCACAUGCUGAAAGACGAAUCUAUAAUGACGGCGAUUGAUUAUGCCCCCAGCAAGAACUACAAGGAUUUGAGGGAAGGCCGACCAGACACGCCUCUAGGUGGCCUCCAGCCCUUCAGCCCGUUGACCCCAGCGCGUUCUCCUCUCGUCUCAGCCUUUGACGAUCUAUCGCCCUUACCUAGCGCGCACGCUUUGCGAAAGUCUGGUGCUUACGACACUCUGGACUUUGCACCCCCGCCGCGAUUCAAGAACGCCGAUGCCGGCAGCGAUGCCGGCAGCAUCCGCAGCAACCAUACCGGAAUCUCGUCAGCCCAUCUCCACAAUAUCCGCAAUGGCGCAUAUCGCGUCAGCCGCCUACCCCCAGGCACCGUGGGCACCAAGGAUGAUUUGAUAUCAAACCUUCGCCCUAAAUGGGAUAUGCAGCAAUAGUCGGAGUGCCAACUCAUCUGCAACACAUCAAAUAAUCCCCUCGCUGUAAUGAUCUCCAGGAUUUUGCACUCAUCUGGAUAUCCGCCUACCUUGUCACGACUUAUUUCCCGUUUCCUAAAACAUCACGGUAUCUCUUCGUGAGGGAUCCGGGUCAACUUGCGAUUUUUGACGUCAGUGGCGUAAAGAAUCUAUGAAGGAAGCCUUGUUCAUUUCAAAUCUCGCUUCCCUUGGGCGUUCGGUCUCAAUGGCCUUGUUUUAUCAUCUACUACUUGCACAUAUGCUGUAUCUUAGAAGUGGGUUGCUAACCUGCAGGUAUCCAAUAUAAGUAUUCUGACUGGACUGUAUUGUCCUCAUGACAUUGAAGGUCUGAGGUGAUUGUCACCCUGAAAGACUUGCAUCGAUGUGUUGUGAAAAUUGGCUGUAGAUUACACAAU
Messenger RNA from Aspergillus aculeatinus CBS 121060, 2835 nucleotides. RefSeq lists its product as uncharacterized. The record is from RefSeq and is a predicted model, not a curated record. The transcript has 3 exons. The coding region runs from base 218 to 2401 and encodes 727 amino acids. Lineage: Eukaryota; Fungi; Ascomycota; Eurotiomycetes; Eurotiales; Aspergillaceae.